AUGCUCUCUCGUCUGUCACAAGUAGCCCGUCAUUUGUCCCGACCGCUGCCCAACAUCGCGUACGUAUCGGCUGCGUCGGUAAGGGGAUCAAAAGCAUUGAACAGCACAAUGACGACGAGCACCACGGCGAGUGAGCGUGCCUCGAGAAAAAUUCACACGGCAGCCUGCUUGAUUAUUGGCGAUGAGACAAAUUCACAUUACUUUGCCAAAUGGUGUUUUGGUCUAGGAAUCAUUCUGAAGCGAAUCGAAGUCAUUGCCGACGAUGAAGCCGGGAUUAUCGAGGCCGUGCGCCGCAUGAGCGAGCGCUACGACUUCGUAGUAACAAGCGGCGGCAUAGGCCCAACCCACGACGACAUCACAUACAAGUCCAUCGCCAAAGCCUUCAACCUGCCCCUGGUCCUGCACAAGCCGGCCCACGCCCUGAUGAGGAAGCUCUCCAAGCCGCACCCGAACCAGCCCGCCUUCCGCUGGGACGAGGACUCGCCCGCGCUGCGCGCCAAGCUGCGCAUGGUUGAGCUGCCUACCGACGUCAGCCGCCCCCUCGAAGAGCAGACCCUGUUCCCCUGCGCCGACCUGUGGGUUCCCGUUGCGGUCGUCAAUGGGAACGUGCAUAUCCUGCCGGGUGUGCCUCGGUUGUUUGAGAAACUGCUCCAAGGGCUGACGGCGUUCAUUUUGCCGCGCCUGACCGAUCCUGAGGGCAAAGGGAUUGUACGGGUUACCAUCUCGACGCCGCUUCCCGAGAGCGAGGUGGCUGGGUAUCUGGCUGAGCUUGCCGAGAGGGUCGAGCAAAAGGGAGUCAAGGUCGGGAGUUACCCCAGGUGGGGGAAGAAGAGGAAUACUGUGACGCUAGUUGGGAGGGACAAGGAGUUCCUCGAGACCAUAACUCCGGAGGUGAUUCACUAUGUUCAGGGGAGGCUAGUCACGGUUGAAGGGGAGGACGACGACGCUGAUGCUGAGACGAAGGAAUGA
Molecule: messenger RNA, 969 nt
Organism: Parathielavia appendiculata
Lineage: Eukaryota; Fungi; Ascomycota; Sordariomycetes; Sordariales; Chaetomiaceae
Product: Molybdopterin binding protein
Exons: 7
Coding region: 1-969 (322 amino acids)
Source: RefSeq, a predicted model, not a curated record